AUGGCAGCUCUGCGAGCCGUCGGUGCCGCGCUUGGUAUUCCACUCCUCGGUGCGGUGGGGUGGACCGCAUACACCAGCAGGAAGGUGCGCCACGUCGUUGUGACGGACCCACUCGUUGUAUCAUCGUACUGCCGCGAUGUGGCAGCGAGGACACGGAAUGAGGGCGUUCCAUGUCUGAUGUGCGCCUAUGAAGUACCUGUCAUUGUUCCCACCGCGGGUGUGCGGGACGCACUCAAGCACCGCGACAUGGACGCGUCACUCUACGUGUUGCACGCGCUGCUGUCGGGUUUCUUUAUGCGUGUGGAGGUGACCGCAUCGGCCUUCAUGGAGCGUCGGCGCCUGUCCGAUGCGUACUUCUGCUGGAGAUCAACAGGACGACGCACCCUCGCGGAGGAGCGUCGUCAAGCCGUGCUAAAUCAGCAGCCUUGUAGCCAAGAGCUAUCCUACGGCGAAUGGUAUGCAAGCCUGUUGCGGGUGCAACAACAACAAGAACAACCAGAUAAACGUCACAGGGAAGCAAUCUUGACUUACGAGUCUGAGUCCAUAGGUGUCUCGCUGGAGGCUGCCGCUGAUGGCAGUCGUCAGGCGGUGCUUCGUCUGUACUACGUCAUACAGCCGUUCGAUGGAUUGGCAAAGGAUUCCACAGCAGAGCGAGUGACGCUGUGGUGCGCGGACAAGUACGGCAAGCUUCUGACCGCUCAGACAGCAUACGCUGUGGAGCAUCUGGGGAUUUAA
Trypanosoma grayi is the source of this 735-nucleotide messenger RNA. RefSeq names its product PIF1 helicase-like protein. The record is from RefSeq and is a predicted model, not a curated record. Bases 1 to 735 code for a protein of 244 amino acids. Lineage: Eukaryota; Euglenozoa; Kinetoplastea; Trypanosomatida; Trypanosomatidae. The transcript has a single exon.